GCAGCAAAACAAAAAGGCCAACAAAUAAUAUAGAAAAUAAUCAAAAAGGAGAAAAAAUAGAUUUUUUUGUUGUAGAAAUCUAUAAAAGAGGCGGCAGUGUAGGCAGGCGGCAAACAAAUUGGGCAACAGCGUUUCAAGCGGGCAAUUCGAUAGAACAGCUUCCAUAUGAAGACCAUGUCGCGCUUUGGCUUGCGCCGUGGCUUCAAAUUCUCCGAGGAGCAGCAGCAGGUCAAUGGCAACAACAACAAUAAUAACAAUAACAAUAAUAAUAAUAAUGGGAAUCCAAUUGGACCAACUGCACAAAAACUGGCAACGCCGCCACGCAAAAAACGCAAUCAUAGCCUGCCUCGAGAACAGCAAUUGGAACCAAUUGAAGUGGAAGCGGAACUGGAAAAAGUGAACAGGGAGCAGAAACAACAACACCAUCAGCAGCAACAACAACAACAAUUGUCUGCCUCGCUGGUAUGCAGUGUGCCUCUGGAGCGUUUGCCGCGUCUCGUUGAAAAGUUACAGUUGCUGCAACAAAAACAACAGGAGCAGCAACAACAGCAGCAACGCGAACUUGAGGAAUAUUCAGCAACAGCUUUUAUCAAAGUUCUAUGCUUGUACUGUGAUAAGAAGUUCGCGUCCAGCAAGCUGCAGUCCAAGCAUGUGGAUAAAUUUCAUACGGAACGUAAAGAGCGACGCUGCAGCAAUCGUUCCACCAAUAACAAUAACAACAGCAACAGCACUCACAGUUCCAGUCACGCCCACUUUCCGGGCUGCCAGCAUUGCAACAAAUCCAAGUCGCAAACGUUGCAGCCACCAAUUUGUCUGCCCGCCAAACAGUUGGAGCAACUAUUUGUCCAUCUAAUUGUCAGCCAUGCGGACAAGUACUUUGGUUGCCAGCAAUGUCAGCUGCGCUUCAAUGAUGCUGCCCAGCUCCACAGCCAUAUGCGCUUGCUGCAUCAGCAACAGUUGCAGCAACAGCAGCUGCAGCUGCAACAGCAACAGUUGCAGUCACAGUCACAAUCGUCUUCUAUGAUUGGCGGUGAGGAGCCGGUGCUCUUUCGCUUGGGUCUCACUCAGAAUCGACUGCCCGGGCAGCGGCAACGCAAUCGCAACAACAAUGCAACAGCUGCAACAAAACAGCAACAUCAGCAGCAGGCAGCAGCAGCAGCAGCCGCCGUAGCAUCAGCAGCAGCAACAUCUUUGAGCAACUCCAGUAAUGUCGCUGCUGCAACAGCAACAACGGCUACCAGCAGCAGCACAGCAACAACUACAGCUCCAUCAGCAGCAGCAGCAACAGCAUCAUCAUCAUCAUCGUCGUCGUCAUCAUUAUCAUCAGGAGCAUCAUCAGCAACGACAACAGUUGCUGAUGACACACACUUUCGCAUGCCCAGCCAUAGCCACGUCUUUGAUGACAACUUCUAUCAGGAUGUGGUGCUCAAUGUGCGUCACAAUCUGCAGCAUUAUCUCGACGGUCGCCUGCGCAGCGGCCCGGCCCCACCGCAGCCGCCCACUGCUGUUGGUGCUGGUGCUGCCAGCGUGGUGGCUGCCAGCAAUCCGCAACAGUUGGCGCUGUGCAACGCCGCCUAUCCUACAUUGCUGACGGCCGAGCAGUUCGGCGAUGGUUUGGGCCUGGGACUGGAAACCUUGCCGCUGGCCAAGGCAGCGCGGCGACCGCACACCAAGCACAGCUGGAAGUGGAAAUGGGAUUACGUGAAGAAGUUCACGAUUGUCAACGAGGGCGGGCGGCUGGUCAAGAAGCUGAAGCAACCGUUUAUGGGUCUGCGCGAUUUGUCGCGCCUGGACAUGUGGACGCAGCUGACGAUGCGGCAGAAGCACGAUCUGGAGCAGCAACAGCAGCAGCAGCAGCAACAUCAACGUCUCCUAACAACAGCAACAACCACAACGACAUCAACACUUGUGCUCAGCGGCGAAUGGGCGCGUCCUCGUUUAUAUUUAUGCAUCUGCUGCGGCGCCAAGUUCGAGCAGCGCAAGGCGCUCGAAGAGCACAAGACCUUUCGCCAUUCGCACAUCUAUGCGACGCACUAUGAGCUGGUCGGACGGGAGCUGCUGGCGGGCAACUUGUUGCGGCAUCUAUUUAUGCCCAAGCGUGCGCUGAGUCGCUAUGCGGCCGAGCAUUGGCAGCAGCAGCAACAACUGCAACAGCAGCAGCAGCAACAGCAACAGUUGCUGCUGCACAAGCAGGAGCGUGCAAUUGUUGAGGACGAAGCCAUAUCCAGUUCAUCCAAUUGUUCGGCUGUGUCGUCUGCCUUUGGCAGGGGCCGAGUGAGCGGAUCGCCGUGCUCCACGGCGACAGCAACGACAACGACAACAACAGCAACUGGCAAUAGCAAUACCAGCUGCAGCAGCAGCAGCAACAACAACUCAACAUCGGUGGAGGACAACGACAGCAGCGAUAUCAAGGCGAACGCCUGCUCUCCGGCCAGCCUCACCAACAGCAACAGCAACAGUCACAGCUACAGUAACAGCAACAGUUGCAGCUAUACCAGCGGCAACAGUUGCAGCUGCACAAAAUGUGGCCGCAAGUGCAGCGGCCUGAUGGAUCUCUAUCGGCAUAUGCUCGACUGUUCGGGUGAUUACGUUUGGUCGCUGGCCAAGAAACGCAAAUACCGUUACUAUUGUGGCUCGAAGAAGCGACGCACUGCCUGCAACAAGCCCGCCAAGCAUUUCGCUCAGCUGUUGCGCAAGAACAACAAGAAGGUUAAGAAACAGGUGCCAAUGCCAGCCACUGGCCAGAAUCAGGAUCAGGAUCGGGAUCGGGAUCGAGAUGGGGACCAGGAGCAGGUGCAGGCGAGCAACAAUAAUGAUGCAUCCGAGGAGAGUUCCAAUUCAAAUUCCAAUUCGAAUAAGACGAAAACACCGCCGCGUCAACGGCCCAGCGAUGCUGAAUCGAUACGCAAAAUGCUGGAGAAUUUGCCGGCGAAACGCGUGUGCAAAAAGAUCUUUCCGAUGGACAACAAGAAACGAUCGAAGAAGCAGGGCAAACCCAAUAAGAAGCUGCAAUCGCGCAAUGCCAAGAAGCUCUACAAUCAUCAUCAUCAUCAUUUGCACCAUCAUCACCAUCAUCUGCAUCAUCAUGCGCUGCGGAAUACGCGCUCACGUUUGGUGCGUGCCAAGCCGGCUGCAGCAGCUGGUACAACAGUAACAUCAACGGUAGCAGCAGCAGCAGCCACCACAACAGUUGCUGCCAGCAAACAGCAGCAGCAGCAACAGCAGCAACCUGUGAAGCGCAGCAAGCGCAUUAGCGAUUGCAUAGCCAUGCUGACAGGGAAGCUGGAGGAGAAGCUCAAGACUGAACAGCAGCCAGCAGAGAAGGAGCAACCGUUGCCGGCAACUGAGUCCGCAACCAUAGCUGCCGAGCAGCAACAGUUGCAGCCAAAGACGCCCAAACGCAAGACCAUAUCGAGGCGCAUCAUAAAGCCGCCCAGCGAGACGGCGACAGCAGCAGCUGCGACAGCGACAACAACAAAGUCAACAACAACAACAGCAAAAACAACAAUAGCGGCAGCAACGCCAGCACCAACAGCAAUACCAACACCAGCAGCAGCAGCAAUAGUUACUAAAGUGAUUGCAAGUGCAGCGGCAACAGUUGCUCCUUUGCCAUUGCCUGUGCCAUUGCCUAUGCCUGUGCCGGUUGCUGUGCCGCUGCCCGUUGCUGUGCCCGUGCCAGUUGUAGUGCCUGCUGUGCGACGUGCCACGCCCACCAAGGCAGCCACCAAACAAAUGCAGCCAUAUGUCAAUGAACAGCAACAGCAACAUCAAUUGCAGCAGCAGCAGCAGCAGCAGCAACAAGCACCAGCACCACCACCACCAACAGCAGCAGCAGCAGCUGCAGCAGCAACAUUGCUGUUGCCGAAACUGCCAAUGUAUUUGCCAGUGCCUGCUAACUAUGUGAUGGAGCCGCAGCAGCCGCUAAAUCUGAGUCAUGUAAAGCAAACAAUUCAGAUGCAGCAGCAGCAGCAGCAACAACAGCAGCAACAGCAACAGCAGCAACGCAACUCAGCAAUGCCCGCGCGUCGUCAAACGAUUUGCGGCUUCGAGGCGCGCAAUCUGUUGCAGCUGGACGAGAUGCAACCGCUGGAUUUGUCCAAGAAAUCCAAACGUAAAUCAUCGCCAGCGCCAACACCAACACCAACAGCAGCACCGGCAGCAGCAGCACCAGCGCCAGCUCCUGCAGCGGCUACUCUGGAGCAACUGCCAUUGGCCUUGGCAUUGCCGCUAGCGCGUGGCACCGAGGCGGCCGCAGCCGCUGCUGCUGCGCAUUACUAUUCCAAUUUGGAUCUGUUGAAGAUACCGCAGGUGCGAAAUCCCGUGCUGCCGCUGCCAGUGGCAAUGCCCGCCAUGGUCGCGCAGACGCCGCCAGUCGCCGUCAAGGCGCCGGCCAAGAAGCGCGCCUCUGAGCUGGCCAGCAAAAAGGAGAAGCUGCCCGCCACGCGCAUGGACGAGGUGAUCAACAAUCAUAUCGACGAUGCCAUCAACUCGGUUAUAUUGGCCGUGCAGGCCAGCUUACCGCAGGAGGAGGAGGAGGAGCAGCAACAGCAGCAGGUGCAGCUACAACAGCAGCCACAAUUGCAGCUGCAUCAGCAGCAGGUGCAACAGCAACAACAAUUACCGCUGGCUGUGGCGUCCAGUGCUGGCGUCUUGUUUAGCACAACAGCAGCAGCAGCAACGGCAGCACCGGCAACGGCAGCUGUGGCAGUGGCAACGCCAGCAACAGUUGCAGCAGCAGCACCCGCGGCAACAACAGCUGUCACGCCAGCAACAGUUGCCAAUGCUGCUGCUGCUGCUGCUGUACCUACUCCUGCUGUGCCCGUUAGACAUCUAACGCCAAAGAAGCGCAGCAUGCGUUCCAAGACCAUCGAUUGUCGCUCGGCGUUGCUGAUGACUGCCAUACCGCCCACUAUAACAGCCACGCCCACACCCACGGUCACGCCUACGCCGACAGCAGAGGUCAUGUUGCUGCCGGAGAGCCCCCAAAUGCUAGCGAAUGACAAUGCGGAACAGCUAUUGGCAUUGCCUCCAGCUUUGGUUACGCCCCCAGCGACCACGCCCACACCGCCAGCUGCAACACUGACGCCUAUGGUUGCCACACCCACCAGCCCAAGGUCAGCAUCGCCCAAGCGAGAGUUGUCGCCAAUAUCGCCGCAGCAAUUACAGUUGCAGCUGCCGACAGCGAUAGCAGCGCCAACACCAGCAGAGGAAUCGUCGCCCGAAUCUCCCAUUGCUGACACGCCCACUGUGAAGCCAGCCAUGCCUGUGUCUGUCAUCUCUGUAGCGCCGCCCAUAACACCAGCUGCGGCAACAGCAGCAGGUGUAGCAGCAGCAGCAGCAGCAACAGUUGCAGAAACUGCAACAAUGGAAUCAACAUCGACAGAGGCAACAGCAAUUGCAACUAGUGUGUGUCGCAGUGCCACGCCCAGCAGUGGGCACGAGCUCAAUUGUAGUGCAUUGCUCGAGGAGCACAGCAGCAACAUGAACAACAACAACAACACAUCGUCCGGUUUUCAUAGUCUGCCCCAAACAGAAUUGCUGCCGACGAUUGCAACUGAGGUGGAGGCAGAGCCGGAGACAAAGCUGGAAACGAAAUUGGAGGAUGAACCGAAACCCGAAUCUCUGCCAGAGCCAGAGCAAGAGCCUGAGAGAGCUCCAGCUCCAGCUCCAGCAUCAGCAUCUGCACCAGAGACUGAGGUUGAGCCAACGCCGCCCAAGGAGGAUGCCAAGAAGAAGCAGCGACGUCGCCGCAAGAACGAGCUGGCAGCAAUUGUUGCUGAUCAGCUGCUGGAGAGCUUUAAGAUCGACAAUGCGCGCCGCGACAAUUUGAAGAAGCUCGAGAAUCUCGCGUACGAGAAGAGCGAGGAUCUGUUGCUGACGGGCAUGUUGCUCAUGUCCAGCACCAAGCGCAAUGCGUCGCUUAAUCAGCAACAGUUGUUGGCCGCAGCAACAGUUGGCGGCGAUGCGAAGCGCUGUAAAACGGAGAAUGCGCUGCCCGAGCCAACAGCAACAGUUGGUGGUGGUGGUGCUGCUGCUGCUGCUCCUCCUGCUGGACGCGGUCGACCCAAGCGCAGGCAGAGCUGCUACUACAGGCGGGGGCGUGGCAAGGCGGCGCCAUUGGGGCCGGAGACGAAUAUAAGUGCAUUGAAAUCGUCGCUGGAGAGCUUCUCAAUUGGUAUCGAGAAGCAGCUGCUGGCCAAGGAGGCUAAGGAGGCGGCAGCAGCCAAAGCCACGCCCACAGCAAGCUGCAUACUGCGACCGAGCAUCCUGUGCACCGCAGCAAAAGAGCAACAGCAGCAGAAGCAACAAUUGCAGCAGCAACAGAAUCUGAAGCAACAGCAGCAGCAGCAACAACAACAGCAGCAGCAGCAGCAACAACAGCAGCUACAGCCAUCGCCAACAACAGCAACUGUUGCUGCUGCUGCUGCCGCCGCCUUGCCCACCUACAGUCGUGAUCCGCGUCUCAAUAAAAACAUACACAAGGAGGAGCAACAUCAGCAGCAGCAUCAACAGCGACAAGUGGCAGAGCAGCAUCAGCAGCAACAACAGCAGCAACAGCACCAACAUCAGCAACAGCAGCAGCAGCACGGCGACAAUCUCGAAGAGGAAGACAACUAUCUAACGGAAAUAGCUAAGAAUGUGAACGAGAAGAUCAUGUCGGCGGCCAAUGAGGACUUUGAAUUUGCCAACGACGAGUUCGAUCAGGAGGACAAGGACGACCAGGAUAAGUUCUAUCGUCCGCCAACCUCGAUGAGUGUUCGCAGCGCUCCAAAUCUCAAUGAUGAGCACUCGAAUUUCGGCACCGACGAUGAGAAUACAAACACCGAGCUCAUGGACAUGGACAUGGAUGACGAGAUGAGUGUCUAUACGAGCUACUCGCAGGAUGUGGGUCGCACCGGACGCGGCCGUCGGCGCCGGCGACGGCGCAGCGUGCUGCUGACACGCCGGCCCAAGAAGCGCAGCAAUCGCAGCGCCCAGCUGGACGAGGCGGACAAGUUCGCCUGCCAGCUGUGCGGCAAGAGCUUCUUCACAUCGACAUCGCUGUCCAAGCACAACAUGACACUGGCUCACGUCUCCAAGCUGUCCGAGCUGGAGUAUUUGCAAUCGAAGAGCAAUGCGCCGCCCAGUCCACAGCCAGCAGCGGCAGUGGAGGCAGCAACACCAGCAGCAGCAACAGGCGCAACAGCUGCAGCAGCAGCAUCAACUGAGCAACAGUUUGUCCAACAGCUGCAACAGCUACGCGCCUCAGUGCUUGUGCCAACAGAGGCUGCUCUGCUGCGGCGGCGGCGGCGGCGGCUGCAGCGGCUGCAGCGGCUGCGGCAGCUGCUGCUUCUGCGCUUAUAUGACAACCAGCAACAGCAACACUCUCAACAGCAGCAGCAGCAACAACAGCAACACUCCUCGAGUCCCGCCCAUAGUGCAGCCCGCCUUAAUCUCAAUCCGGACGAGCGUCUCUUUUACGAGUGCUGCAACAUAUUGAAGAGUGCCACGGCAACGGCAACGGCAACAACAACGCCCUCGGUAAUUGUCAGUGCUGCCGGACGCAAGCCCGUGGAGUUGCUGACGCCCGCUAGUCCGCCAGCAGUUGAGAUAUUGUCGUCGCCCGCAUCGCCGUCGCCGUCACCUCCGCCAGUGCCAGUGCCAGUGCCACUGGCAGCAACAGUUGCAGCUGUCUCUCAUCAGCCAGUCAUACAGCAGCUCUUUCGUAAUCCGCCCGCUGCCACGCCCACCAAUCACCAUUUGCCGCAUCAUCAGCACAGUCAGCAGCAGCUGCAUCAGCACAAUCAGCAGCAGCAACAACAUCCACAACAUCCACAACAUCCGCAACAUCCACAUCAUCCGCAACAUCCACAUCACCAUCACCAUCAUCAUCAUCACCACCAUCACCACCAGCGUAUGUCGCCGAGCUACUCGGCCACAUCUCAGUUCUCAGCGCUAACUGCAACGAACAUGACCACAUCGCGCUUCAAGACCAAAGCCGCCAUGAAGGGCUACGAGACGAGCGUCACGCAGCUGCCAGUCGACAUGGAUGUGGCCAAGACGACGCGUGCAGUCUGCAAGCUCACCGAAUUGGCGGACAUUGCGCUGGGCAGCGAGAAGCCAACGGGCGUGGACUAUAUCCCCGAGCAAUUGCUAAACGAGCAGCAACAGCACCAACAACAGCAACAGCAGCAUUUGCAACAGCAACAACAAUUGCAGCAGCAACAGCUACAGCCAGGCGCUGCUGUCGCCGAGCAGAGCUCAACGUCAUCCAAGACCAUUAUGCACGCCUCGUCCAUAAUUAAGGCCACAGUUGCAACAGUUGCUGCCAGCAGCGCCACCCUGCCGCCGGCCUCUGGGCGAAUCAUUAUACCCGAGCGUCCGUUCAAGAACAUUGGACUGGAGGAGAAGGCGCCCAUUACGUUUCAGAAGCCCAAGACGAGCAUUAAUUUGCUGACGGAGGACAACAACAGCGUCUCCACGGCGAGCUACUCGGAUCGGGAUGAUUAUGAUUUUGGUACGCUGAGCUGUGAGGAUGUGGAUGGUGAUGCGGAUGGGGAUGGGGAUGGAGAUAGUGUGAAGCAACAGCAGCAUCUGCCGCAGCAGCAACUACAACAGCAGCAGCAACAGCAACAACAGCAGCAACAACAACAGCAGCAGCAGCAACAACAGCAACUGCAGCAGCCAGCGCAGCAGCAAAAGUUGCAGCCGGCAGCCAAGAAGAACGCCAAGGCAAGAGGACGAAAGGCAACUGGAGUAAAGAAAGCAGCUAGCCAACCGCCACGCAAAGAUCUAUCCAAGUUGCAGACGGAGCUGGGCAUGAGCACUGAGGACUUGGAGCAGCUCAUCGAUGAGGGUCAUCGGAAAUCGAAGCGACGCUGCGCCACAAAUCGACCCAAGAAGCUGGUCGAGACGUGGAGUUCCGAUGAGUACGAAGAGUUCCUGUCCACCAAGGAUAUCAUAGCUUUAAUUGAGCAAAAGGAGCAGCAGGAGCAGCGACGCAAGCGCAAAACCAGUGAGGCGCAACCGGCGGAGACGUUUGCAGCGCCGCGAGAGAAAGCGGUGCAGCCCGUGACGAAUGCCAAGAAUCGCAAAGGACGCAAGCAGGAGCAGCAGCAACAACAACCAGUGGAGCCGGUGCUGCAGCCCAAGCGAGCGAGGCAGCGUAUUACAGAGCCCGCCACGCCCACCAAGGAGACAAAGGCACCGCGUGCCAAGGCCGUAGCCAAGGCACCAAAGGCGACCAAGAAGCCAGCGGCGAGCAGCAGAAAGCGUGGCAAGCAGCAACAGGCAGCGGAACAGCAGGAACUGGAGCAGCAACAACAAGAACAACAAAAACAGCUGCAGCAGCAAUCGCAACGGACGCGCAGUAGUCGACAGCAGCGAAUGCGAGAAGAAUCGCCGGAGCUGAAUCAUUGCCAAGAACAGCCGCAGUCGCAUCCGCAGCAGCAACAGGAGAAGGCAGGGAGCAGUGCAAGCAAACAGGUCACAACUAACAACAACAACAAUAACAACAAUAGCAGCAGCAGCAACAAAAACUUAAAAACGAAAAGAAAGUCGCAAACGCAUCGUCAAUCGCCGGCGCGCAGGAAGCGACCGGCGAGUGAGAAACAGCUUUAUUAUUGGAGCAGCUCCAGCGAUGAUGAAUUUGGGCGCAUCAAUGUGGAGGCCGCCGAAGCAGCUGCAGCUGCAGCUGCAGCAGCAGCUGCCGAGGCUACACAAUCACAAGCUCAGUCACCUGCCGAUGUGACAUCCAAUGAGCAACAGCAACAUUCACAUGCACAGUCACAGCAGCAGCAGCCACAACAAUUAACGGCCAAACAUUUUGAUGAUAGUGAGCAAUAUCAGAAACACGGCUGGAUCGUUGGUGAUUCGCACAAGAAGCUGGUUAAGCUGCUGGCCAUUGCCAAGGGCAACAAGAAGGUGGAAAAUUGCGGCGUCAAACGGCGCACGCCCAAACGCAAAUGCUAGAAGAAGAGGAACAGUGGGAGGAGGAGAAGAUGCGUCGCCGCCGCCGCCGUCGCAGCUGGCCGGGAACACUGCCAACUGCAAUUCAAAUAUUCAAUUGAAGCGGCAAACAAGAAUGUAUUUCAUAUAUAUUUUUUCUUUCUUUAAACAAACACAUCUAAGCGUUACAUUAUUUAGGUUAUUCUCUAUUUUUUUUUUAUUAAAUGUAUUUAUAAUUAAUAAACAAAAAAUUGCGCAAGCAACAAAUAAAGA
Messenger RNA from Drosophila navojoa, 10200 nucleotides. RefSeq lists its product as uncharacterized. Gene Ontology annotation, molecular function: transcription factor binding; transcription coactivator activity. Gene Ontology annotation, cellular component: mediator complex. Lineage: Eukaryota; Metazoa; Arthropoda; Insecta; Diptera; Drosophilidae. The record is from RefSeq and is a predicted model, not a curated record. Gene Ontology annotation, biological process: positive regulation of transcription by RNA polymerase II.